Molecule: messenger RNA, 543 nt
Organism: Malassezia restricta
Lineage: Eukaryota; Fungi; Basidiomycota; Malasseziomycetes; Malasseziales; Malasseziaceae
Product: GINS complex subunit 3
Exons: 5
Coding region: 1-543 (180 amino acids)
Biological process (GO): mitotic DNA replication initiation
Cellular component (GO): GINS complex
Source: RefSeq, a predicted model, not a curated record
AUGAACCAAGACUACUGGGGUAUAGACGACAUUCUUGUCGAAAGCCAACAAAUCCCCUGCGUAUUCAAUAUCGACGUGCCUGGUCUAGGUUAUCUUGAAGGCUCGGAGGAGGAGGAUAUCCACAAACACACGCGUCUCGAACUGCCAUACUGGAUGGCUCAGAUGCUUGCUGUAUAUGACAUUAUUACAAUCCAGCAGCCCAAGCCAUAUGGAGCCCGCGUACGAUCAGCACUCAAUGCCAGUGCUUCCUCUGUUCGGCUCCGGGACUUGGUACCCUAUUGGUACGCGAUGGCCUUGCGCCUAUCCCAAUUGCUGGAUUCAGAGGAAAUGAAGCAUUGGCUGGCCAAGACCUAUAUGGGAAGACUUCCUCGCAUUUACGAGCUCAGCGUGUUGCUCGGCCGCACUACAACCCACAGCGACGCUCUCACCGCGGGUCACAUGCAAGAGGCCGGGGGGCUUACCAUGGAGAUGCAAGAGUUUUUGCAAGGACUGGAUGAAAAUGAAACGGCAUGUACGUUGGUACCUAUUCACAAAAAGUGCUAA